Messenger RNA from Folsomia candida, 1586 nucleotides. Its product is annotated as coiled-coil domain-containing protein 130 homolog. Gene Ontology annotation, biological process: mRNA splicing, via spliceosome. The coding region runs from base 242 to 1450 and encodes 402 amino acids. The transcript has 7 exons. The record is from RefSeq and is a predicted model, not a curated record. NCBI's taxonomy places the organism in Eukaryota, Metazoa, Arthropoda, Collembola, Entomobryomorpha, Isotomidae. Gene Ontology annotation, cellular component: U2-type spliceosomal complex; post-mRNA release spliceosomal complex.
ACAAAUCGUCUGGCAUGUCACAUGUGGCAAGUUCAAUGUUGAUUUUUUUAAAUUGUCAUUAUAGUUAAUUAAUUACUCGCCAAUUUCAACUAAAAUUUAUCGUAGGAAAUCAUCAUCAGUAUCACCAUCGAAGUUUUGCAGUCUGUGUUACUAAAACUAAACAAAUUGAAACUAAACGUUUGUUUUUUACAUUGCCUAUUUUAAAUAAUUUAAAAAGAAGUUGAAGCAAUAAGAAUCCAUCAUGGGAGAACGUAAAGGAACCAACAAAUACUACCCACCGGACUACGAUCCGAAAAAGGGGGGCCUCAAUGCCUUCCUUGGAACACAUGCCCUUCGCGAAAGGGCGAGGAAACUCCACCUCGGAAUCCUUAUCAUCCGUUUCGAAAUGCCGUACAACAUGUGGUGCGAUGGUUGUAAGAAUCACAUCGGGAUGGGGGUUAGAUAUAAUGCAGAGAAAACCAAAAUUGGAAUGUAUUAUUCCACACCAGUUUACCAGUUUCGGAUGAAGUGUCACCUGUGCGAUAAUUACAUUGAGAUGAAAACGGACCCAGGGAAUUUGGACUAUGUAAUUGUAAGUGGAGGACGAAGGCAAGAAAAUCGUUGGGAUCCGACGGAAAAUGGUCAGGUUGUUCCAGACGAUAAGCGAGUUAUUCGACAACUCGCGGACGAUGCAAUGUUCAAAUUACAACAUGGAGUGGAUGACCAAAGCAAGUUGAAAUCCGUGGCUCCGACGAUAGGGAAACUGGAAGAUUUACAAGAACGGAUGAAGGAUGAUUACUCAGCGAAUAAAGCAUUGCGAGAUAUUUUUAGGACGAGAAAGAAAGAAAUCAAGGUUAGUGAAGACAAGGACAAUGAGUUCUUGAGAAAACGGUCGCUAAACAUCCCAUUACUAGAGGAAUCUGAAGAGGAUGCUAAAAUUGCGUCCCUCAUUAGGCUACAGCCCUCCCAAAGCAUCGAGGAAAGACAGAAAAGAAAACGCUUGGAAAUAGAUCAAAAGUGUAGCUUCCCCUUUCCACUCCCAUCAUCGGCUGAAACUGCGUCCACAAAUGAUUCAUCCGAGACCAAAAUUAAGACGGAGCCGGAUGAUCCACUCUUUCCUAGUUUCACCACCACAAAAGUAGACAAUUUUAAUCCCACCAGGGUGAAGCUGCUGGACAAGCAGAGAUCAAGUCUUGGAAUCAAUCUUGUUCGAAGAAUAAAGUCUGAAAAUGUGUCAGUCCCAUCCUCCCCUUCACCGUCUCAAAGCUCUUCAAUGUCGUCGGAUUCAGCAUUAUCACCUCCUCCAGUAACAACGUUAGAAAACGAUAACGUUAUCGUUCAGAAUAAUUUGAAUAGUAUCGUUGUUGAUAUCUCAAAUGAACUUCCAACAAGUUUGACAAAUGGUGCUGCGUCUGGAGGACUGUCCCUUAUAUCUUGUGAUUAUGGGUCAACUAGUAGCGAAGACGAGUGAAGUAAAAUAGACUGAGUCACGACCAAUUUAGUUUUUAUAUCAAAAACUUUAACUUUAGAAAAUUAAAUUUAAAUUAGUGCAAAUCCACCAUGCGUUCAAUAAUAAGUUCAAUUUCACAAACAUUAUGUACAGACGA